Molecule: messenger RNA, 2184 nt
Organism: Vanessa tameamea
Lineage: Eukaryota; Metazoa; Arthropoda; Insecta; Lepidoptera; Nymphalidae
Gene: Jupiter
Product: microtubule-associated protein Jupiter
Exons: 6
Coding region: 179-886 (235 amino acids)
Source: RefSeq, a predicted model, not a curated record
CGGCGACAGUUCGCCCUAUAAACCCGACCAAACUGGCACGCGAUAUCAACUAACAUAUUUUUAUUAACUAAUUUGACAUUUGUUAAAAAAUUUUGAUGUGACAGUUUUUGAACAAUUUUUUUCUUGUCGGUAUUUUUUAAAAUUUUUCGUUAAAUUAAGUGUCCAGUGUAUUUUACUAAUGUCAUCUACACUCAUAUUCGUUGGGUUACCGGAGGACUCCAAAAGCUCCAUAACAAAAGCCCCAUCAUCAUCGCCGGAGCUGGAAAGCUUCGAUCACUUGGUCACAACGGUAGAUUUUGAAAACUCCUCGGUCAAUACAUGUGCAAAGCUCGUUGAAAGAGGAGUUCCAAAUGCUCCGAAGAGCUGUAUCGGCGAGAUCUUCAGCACUGAUGGCACAGACGGCGGCAGUCCCGUCAAGAACGGUUCCAGCCGCUCGCGCGUCGUAAGGGACACGCCCACCCGCCCCAGAGACACACACUCGAGGCUUUUUGGACAAGCAGCCAACAACUCGGGGAACGCGCCAAUGAUAACUGAUACGAUUCGGAGCCACAUCCAGUUCGGUGAUAGCGAAAUGAACGGCAGUCCAGCGCAUUCGCCUAAGAUCAACGGUAGCGCGAACUCCACGCCCAGCCGAGGUGAGACGGACCUCGCCGAUCACUUAUCAUACACGCCACCGAAGAGGAAUCCGGUGACCGGUGACGGAGUGGUCUUGCCGCCUCCGCGUCGCCGACAUCCGGCCGCCAGCCAGCGAGAAGGCAACCCGAUCACUGGCGACGGCUACAAAUCUCUAAACGGUCAAAUCAACACAGUGACGUCGAUAAACGGUAACAGCAGCAUUCUUCACAAUCGCGUUCCUCCCGGCGGAUUUUCUUCAGGACUCUGGUAGACUACUGAUACCUGACAGAAUCACAGCGGCCAAAACUAUAUCAACCGCCGCAUUCCCAACUGGCCGUUGAUAACUUUAUCGUGCGAUUCUUAUUAGAAUAAUUGUAUUGUCCUUAAAUUUGAAAAGGUUUAAAUUUUUAGCGAGGUUCACCCAUUUUUUAGUAAUUUUAACAAAAAAUAAAAUCAUCGUACUUGAAAUGGACCACGAUAUUAUAACUAAUAUUCUUUGCCCGAUAUUGCUCUAAUAAGAACCGUAUUUUCCAUUUAAACUUUAAGAUAAGUAGUUUGGUUUGCGGUUCAAAACGACGCAUUUAUUUCGCUGAUAUGACAUUAUUUUACUUUCUUUAAUAAACUAAAUCAUGUAGAGUUUGAGAUGUUAAGUAACUUGCACAUAAAAUCUACGUCCACUAAAAUUGAAAGGGUAUAUGUUGUUCAUAAAAUCCUUAGCCUGUCCCAGUAACAUUUUAUUGGAAUAAUUUAGUAUAUUAGAUUAUAGAUAUUUUUGUAAUAGUAACAUUUCGGUAGAUAUAAAAAUCAUAAAUUACUAGUGCGGAGAUUUGAAUUUUUAGUUAUCAUUUUUGGGCUCAAAUAUUUAUGCGUUGCCAACAUCUCGAGUUCAAUAAUUCAAAUCCCCCGCUAACUUAAUUUAAGUACAUAAAAUUGUAAUCUAUCACUUGCAAGCGCAUGUUACGCAAAUAUUGAGAAUUAGGAGUGAGGAUACGUAUCAGCAAUAUACCAAAACGAAUAGUGCCUUGAUUGGUUAUGAAGUGAAAAUUCUUAAAGAAUCAGAGAACUUGUGUAGGUGUUUGUGUAAAAGAAAAGACAGUGAUUAUAUUAUCUAUAUUUCACAGUAUAGAAAUAGUAAUCAUGCGGCACUCGGGCUAAUUGAUAUAAUAUAAAAUUAACUUAUGUAUUAUUCGACACUAUUUAAGGAUCUUAAUCUCGUUUGUUGAAUGUCAUUAUCAUAAUUUAAAAUAGAUGGUAUAUAGAAUGCAUUUAUUUUGUCUGUUUAUACAUUUUUUUAGUUUAUUUUCUACUCGUUUAGAUUAAAUGUAAAUGUCUUUGAAUCUUGGUAGAUUAUCUGUUAACAGAUUUAAAGGACCAUACUUUGUAGUUUUUGUGUUCGUAUAUAACGAUUAUUCUAAUUAUGAAUCAAAUGUAACAGACGUUUAGAAUUAGCAUAUCAUCUUUGUAAAAAUGUUUAAUAAUUCUAACACUAAGAUGCUGACACCUGGCCUAAAUUUAACAUGUUAAUAGAUAAUAACCACUAUUUCAAAAUAAAGUUUUUUUAAUUAUUAA